AUGGUUGGCUUCAUUGGUAAAAGAUGAGAAGAUGAAAAAGAGGGGAAAAUCUUCUUCCUUUUUCAACUUUUUGAUACGAGAUGAGUAAAGUCCGCAGCAGCUUGUGACGCUUUUUGUUUUUCCUCCGAUCUUCGGAACCCUUCCUUUCGAUGCGCGCGAGCUGUCUCCGUGCAUGCGCCUUUGAAAUAACACAAAUUUAGACUAAAUUAAAGACGCGUGAAGCGUAAAGUCUUCACGUUGAAGAUGAAACAAAUCUAUUCAUCCAGGAAGAGCCAUUUCGAAAAAGAAAGCCUGCCGAACAGUUGCAUCUUUUUCUGUGAGUUACCAAAAAACGCUUCUAAUUCAAAAUAGGAAAUUCAGUAUUGAACAGAAUCAAAGAAGUAUGAACGGCAAAAAUAGGCGACCAGCGUUGAGAAAUAAAAUGGGUCGCUGCCGUUCCAAUACACCUGUCAGUGAAACAUUUUACUCAAAAUUCAAAUCCAAUUUCGGCAGGAGCGCAGGAACCGUUGUGUGGCAAUGAACAAGGAAUCAGGCAGUACGGUGGUUUUAGAAAAAUUAUCGGGUACCAUAGCUCGGAAGAAAACGAGUAGUAGAGAACGGGAGCAUCCCAACCAUUGUUUCGAAGAAUCUUUUACGCAGAAGUUAUGAAGACUUCCAGCAACGGAUUCGAGCGAGAAAAAAACAAAGAUGACGGUGAAAAGGACUCCGAGUGAUCAUCAGACCACCGGCGCGAGCAAUCAACCUCCAGCGGCGCAGUCUGUAGUUCGCUCGCCAGACCUGCCUCCGACUCCUGACGACCUUAAGAAGAACCAAAACAAAUAA
Caenorhabditis auriculariae is the source of this 822-nucleotide messenger RNA. NCBI's taxonomy places the organism in Eukaryota, Metazoa, Nematoda, Chromadorea, Rhabditida, Rhabditidae. The record is from the annotation of a GenBank genome assembly.